This is a messenger RNA of Paracoccidioides brasiliensis Pb18, 1047 nucleotides long. RefSeq lists its product as uncharacterized. The transcript has 2 exons. The record is from RefSeq and is a predicted model, not a curated record. Gene Ontology annotation, cellular component: cytoplasm; mitochondrion. The coding region runs from base 1 to 1047 and encodes 348 amino acids.
AUGCGAUGGCUCUUCUGGUCGUCCGGAUCGCAACAGGCGCCCAAUAACAACAAAGACAACAACAACAACAACAACAACAACAAUGACGACGAUGACGACAACAACAACAUCAUCAUCAUCAACAACAACAUCAACAGACGCCCACCACUUACCCUGGAAUGCCCAUCCCCAUCACAUCCCCCCUGCGCCAGCUGCUCUACCAAAGCUACCACUUUUCCCUCCAACCCCAAACGAGGCUGGAACACCUCCCUCACCGCCCGCGACUGGGCCGGCGAAUUCAAAGACCCGCGAAACCUAAUCCCCACCCUCCUUCUAACCGGCGGCAUCUUGUUCUGCGUGAGAAUCCACCGCCAAUACCUACGCCGCAUCCCACUCGCAACGAACAUCUCGCCAACCUAUUUUCAUAAACGCAGCUUGUUUGGACGCGUCACGAGUGUGGGCGAUGGGGAUAAUUUUCGCAUGUAUCAUACGCCCGGCGGCCGGUUGGCGGGGUGGGAAUGGUUGCCGUUUCGGAGGGUGCCAAGGGUGAAGAAGGAGUUGAAGGACCGGACUAUCCACAUCCGCCUCGCAGGCAUCGACGCCCCCGAACUCCCCCACUUCGGUCGCCCAGCCCAGCCCUACUCCCACGCCGCCCACACCUGGCUCACGAACUACCUCCUCAACAAACGCGUGCGCGCCUUUCCCUACCGCCAGGACCAAUACGGCCGAGUCGUCGCGACAGUCUACGUGCGGCGAUUCCCGUGGAUAUUCCUGCGGCGGGAUGUCGGAUUACAGAUGCUGCGAGCGGGGAUGGCGACGGUAUAUGAGGCCAAGAGUGGGGUGGAGUUUGGCGGCGAGGGGAAGGAGAGUAAGUACCGGAGGGCUGAGGAGAUGGCGAAGAGGAGGGGGAGGGGGUUGUGGAAAGGGUGGAAGGGGGCUGGGUGGGAGAGUCCGAGGGAGUAUAAGAAUAGGAUGGCGGGGGUGGAGGGGGAGAGGGCUGCUGCUGCUGCUGCUGCUGCUGGUGUUGGGGGAAUGGGAGAGUUGGGGGUGAAUGGGGGGAAGAAUUAG